Molecule: messenger RNA, 2359 nt
Organism: Eucalyptus grandis
Lineage: Eukaryota; Viridiplantae; Streptophyta; Magnoliopsida; Myrtales; Myrtaceae
Product: transcription factor MYB3R-3
Biological process (GO): regulation of DNA-templated transcription
Cellular component (GO): nucleus
Molecular function (GO): DNA-binding transcription factor activity, RNA polymerase II-specific; RNA polymerase II cis-regulatory region sequence-specific DNA binding
Source: RefSeq, a predicted model, not a curated record
CUCUUCGUUUCAACGGGCGAGGAUUUUUCGAAACGAAAGCUCUUGUUGCAUAUCUCUCUCUCUUCUCUCUCCUCUCUCUCUCUCUCUCUCUAGAGGAGGAGGAGGAGGAACUCUCUGUCUCUCUCUCUCUCUUCUUUUCAGGCUCGAAUUUAUAGCUCUCUUUCUCUCUCUCUCUCUCUGGAUGAGCUCGACUUCGAUUCCCGCCACUUCCCGUGAAGAAGAGGACUUCGGGCGCCGGAGAUGACUGUGGCAGGAAUGGCCGAGUUGAAGAUAGAGGAUUGUUGUCUCGAGAACAGACAAUUGACCGCCGCCUCGAACUCCUCUUUAUCUGAAGGCAGUGCCAGUGCUACUCUCAAAUCUCCUGCUGUGUCCAGCCCGGCGACUACUUCUCCCUCUCACCGGAGGACGACAGGACCUAUCAGGCGGGCAAAGGGCGGUUGGACUCCAGAGGAGGAUGAGACAUUGAGAAAUGCUGUUGCAGUUUAUAAUGGCAAGAGUUGGAAGAAAAUAGCUGAACACUUUCCUGAUAGGUCUGAAGUCCAAUGUUUGCAUAGGUGGCAAAAAGUUCUCAAUCCUGAUCUUGUUAAGGGACCUUGGACCCAAGAGGAGGAUGACAAGAUUAUUGAUUUGGUAUCAAGAUAUGGCCCCACAAAAUGGUCUCUCAUAGCAAAGUCUUUGCCUGGUCGUAUAGGGAAACAGUGCCGAGAGAGAUGGCACAAUCAUUUGAAUCCAGAUAUCAAAAAAGCUUGGACAUUGGAGGAAGAAUUAGCCCUUAUGCAGGCCCAUCGGGUAAAUGGGAAUAAGUGGGCUGAAAUUGCUAAGGUUUUACCUGGAAGGACUGACAACUCAAUAAAGAAUCAUUGGAAUAGUUCCUUGAAGAAAAAGUUAGACUUUUAUUUAGCCACUGGUAAACUCCCACCAGUUGCAAAAAGCGGUUUACAAAAUGGCUCCAAAGAUGCAAGCAAACCCACAUUGGCUAAAAGAUUAGUUGGUUGUAAUAAAGGAGCUAACUUGAACCCUCAAACUUCGUUAGGAAAUGGCGGUACUUGCAAAUUAGAAGAAGAGAAUCAGGAUAAGUUGGAACUUAUGGCUCGGCAUCAAGAAGCAUGUGAGUCAUCAAGUAUUCUUCCCAGUGAAUCUGCUGAUUCAGGUAGUGCAGAGUUUAAAUCUAGAAUAGAUGUUUCCAGCAAUUUAGAAGUAUUGGCCCAGAGUGAGGAUAGUGGAGCCUGUGAUAAAAGUGAUUACAAAGAUGUUGGAACGACACCACCGGAGCAAGCUCUGGUUUAUGGUUUUCUGUGCUAUGAGCCACCCCCUCUGGAAAGUUGCAUCCCUCUUGAUUCUGAGAUGAACACUCAUCUUCUGAAUCAAACUUGUAACUCAAGUCCUGCAAGUCCUGCUAGUUUUCUCACUCCACCUUGUGAGAGAAAUGGUGUUUUUUGUACACAAAGUCCAGAAUCUAUUCUCAGGCUUGCUGCUGAGACCUUCCCUAAUACUCCAUCUAUAUUGCGGAAGAGAAAAACUCAAGUUGCAAAGCAUUUGUUUUCUAAUAAAACUACAAAAGUAGAUGGGGAGAUUGUAAAAGACAGGGUUGAUUCUCCUGAUGUAGGGAGUAAUGGUAGUCUGGAGAAAUCCAUGUCUCAGAAUACAAGUGUCUAUGAUAGUCCUUGCCUCAGCAAUGGUGCCAGUGCCACUCUGUGCAAUGGUGGUGCUUUUAGUGCAUCUCCGCCAUAUCGGUUAAGAUCCAAACGAACUGCUCUUCUCAAAUCUGUGGAGAAACAGCUUGAUUUCACCUUUGAGGAAAUGAAGCUGGAUGGCAGUACAAAAUCGGUUGAUGUACCUAUGAAGGAGAAUGUUCAUAAUGCAGAGGGACCUUCUUCACAUGUUACAAAGAUGGUUUCAAUCCAGGAAUUGAAAGUGGACUAGUGGUGGAAGUAUUCUUAAAGUUUCUCGAAGUGGUGAUAAAUGGUAAACAUCCACCAGGGGGUUGAUGACAAGCAACCAUCUGCAUUGGAGAUCUGGUAAUCUGUCUUCAAUGCUUCACGUUUGUUGUCACAGAGACGGCUUGGGUUGGGAGAUUCGUUCCCAUCAAAUGGUUACCACGAUAGAAGAAAUUCAAAAGUAGAUGCUCCUUUAAAAAUAAAUGCAGUGGUAGAAGAUGGGGCACUUCCAAGUCUGUACAGAAAUCAUUUGAUAAAUGGGAAUUUGGUUGGUAUUACAUCCGGGUUUAUAAGAUGACUUCUCCUUUCCAAUACAUUUUUGUUUGUCAUCGGCUGUCAAUAUCAUACUAACAGCUCCAUUAGCACAGUGCUUCCCCACUUGUAAUUUAAGAAGGCCGUCAUCCCUUUUUUUUUGGAGUUUA